CUUCGGCUGUUUUAGUCACAGUGUCGUCUUCUUGUUGAUAAGAAGUGUUCAGUGGAUUUUCAUACGAUAUUUUCCUUUUUAUUUUUGGAAUUAUUUUCCAUUUUCCAGUUAAAAUGAGUUUGGCACGCACAGCAUUUAAAUUUCGUGGUCCUAUGGCUCCAGUUUUCACAGCAUUUAAGGAUGAUCCAGCUCAAACCGUUAAUUACGAAGUAAUUGAUUCCUACGCUAAGUGGCUCAAGGAAAGAGGAGUAGACGCUGUUUUGGUAAAUGGAACAACCGGCGAGGGAAUGUCUUUGAGCGUCGCUGAACGUAAAGCCACUGCUGAAGAAUGGUUCAAGGCUUGCAAAAAAUACCAAAUGACUCAAAUGGUUCAAGUAGGAGGAGCUCCUUUUGUUGAUGUUGCAGAACUGGCUAGGCAUGCUGAAAAUUUGGGUGUUGAUGCAAUCCUUUGCCUCCCGGAGCUCUACUUCAAGCCCAAAACCGAGCAAGAUCUCGUGAAGUACUUAGCCAAUGUGGCUAAAAAUUGUCCCAAAACUCCUCUGCUUUACUAUCAUAUCCCCAAGAAUACUCUUGUUGACCUGUCAAUGCCGAAAUUUAUUGAUUUGGCCGAGAAGGAAAUUAGCAAUUUCAUCGGGAUUAAAUACACUUCCAAUGAUCUUGCUAUGGGAUGUUCUUGUCUCAAGGAAAACCGAUUUAUUUUCUUGGGCGGUGAUGCCAUUCUCUGCGGUGCUCUGGCUCAGGGAUUCGACUCAACUAUCUUGACCACUCUCAACAUCUAUCCUGAGUACACUUUUGAGAUCUUCAAGUCAAUGAAGAAUGGAGAUUUCGCUCAAGCAAGGAAGAAGCAGAAGGAGUUAUUGGCCAUUAUUGAUAGAAUUUUGCAAGAAGGAGAUUGGGUUCAGGCGAUGAAGAUGGAGUUCAAUCGAGUUUUUCACACCAAUAUUGGGAAGACCAGGACACCUCUCUUUUGAUUGAGUGAGAAAAUUAUGUAAAAAGGCAAUUUUUUGCUUGAAAAAAAAUAUCUAUUGAUUUGUGCCAUCACCUACAAUAAAAUCCUUAUAAAAUAA
Molecule: messenger RNA, 1067 nt
Organism: Phlebotomus papatasi
Lineage: Eukaryota; Metazoa; Arthropoda; Insecta; Diptera; Psychodidae
Product: N-acetylneuraminate lyase-like
Exons: 4
Coding region: 114-971 (285 amino acids)
Biological process (GO): N-acetylneuraminate catabolic process
Molecular function (GO): 4-hydroxy-tetrahydrodipicolinate synthase activity; N-acetylneuraminate lyase activity
Source: RefSeq, a predicted model, not a curated record